GCUAGUGUCUUACAUGCCGCUAGCAAGGCGGCUUCAACUUUUGCGCACGCGUCUGUUCCUGGCCGUUCGCGCUGCAUUUGUCUCGAACCAAGUGCUUUUUGCAUUUGCUGGCAUUUUUUUGCGGGCGCACGACAGCGUGCUGCAGCUGCCUGAUAGUUCAUGCACCAAGACUUGGUGCUGCCUGCAUUUGCCGGCGAUUUGGGCGCACGACAGCGUAGAGCUGCCUGAUAGGAGCAGCAAUGCGAUGAUCCGCAAGACACUCCUCGUGGCCUGCUUCGCGUCCGCGACGGGCAGCGGCUGGGUCAGACGCGCCCACAAGCGCAAGCAGCGGAACGCGACGCGGCCGCAGCUCCAGCCCGUGACGUCCGAGGACGUGUCGCGCUACUUUGCGCGAAACGACCUCGACGGCCUGUGCGCCGCGCUGCGCGACCACUUCUCGCGGACGGCGCGGCAGCCCGGGCCGCUCGACGGGAAGCUGCCGCUGCGCGACGCGCUCGUCGCCAAGGGCGCCGGGGCGCACUACUCGUCGGCCUACAAGCUCCAGCACGACGUCGAGCAGCUGCAGUACGUCGCAGCGCGCAACGCCUCAAUAGCCGCCUAUCUGAACGAACAUGCCGUUAUAGAACGGUUCCAGCGCGUGCGGCGCCGCAUUCCUCCUUUGGACCAACUACAAAGGACCAAUGGUCUCUGGGCGUUCCGGCCCGAGGACACGGCGGACAUCGGCGACUUUUACAACCGGGCCAUCCACGUGCCCGACCCGCAGCCAGUGACCCCCAUGCUCAACGCGAAAUCCUUCGCGGACGCCGACGCGCGGUACCGGGCGGGCCCCUUCGCAAUCGACGAUGCGUUGACGCCCGCCGCACUGGACCAGAUCCGCUCGCUAUUGUUGGAAUCGACGGUCUUCUUCGAAACCAAGAUGCCGGCCGUGUUCGGCGGGUACGUCGGCGCCAUCGUCGAGGACGGCUUGCACGCGCGCGCGCUGCUGGAGCUCGCCGACGCGCUGCGACGGGCCAUGCCCGAGACGCUGGGCGACCACCCGCUGGCCUACCUCUGGUGCUACAAGUACGAUUCGCAGUACGAGGGCAUUAGCGUGCACGCCGACGAGGCCGCCGUGAACCUGAACAUCUGGCUGACGCCGGACGACGCCAACCUGGACCCGGCGAGCGGCGGCCUCGUGGUCUACACGGCGAAGCCGCCCGCGACCGCGACGGCCGAGGAGUACAACCAGCGCGGCGCCGAGUUCGCGGACGAGCUGCUGCGGUCGACGGACUACGAGAACGUCACGAUCCCCUACCGCCAGAACCGGAUCGUCGUCUUCGACAGCGCGCUGUACCACAAGACGGACUCGUUCCGGUUCCGGGAGGGCUACGAGAACCGACGGAUCAACCUCACGCUGCUCUUCGGGAAGAUGCGGCGCGGGCACGAUGCGCCGGCGGCGGGGGAGUUGUAAGCUUUCUCUGUCCG
Molecule: messenger RNA, 1464 nt
Organism: Pelagomonas calceolata
Lineage: Eukaryota; Pelagophyceae; Pelagomonadales; Pelagomonadaceae
Source: the annotation of a GenBank genome assembly